Olea europaea var. sylvestris is the source of this 1472-nucleotide messenger RNA. Its product is annotated as beta-glucuronosyltransferase GlcAT14B-like. The transcript has a single exon. The record is from RefSeq and is a predicted model, not a curated record. Gene Ontology annotation, molecular function: glucuronosyltransferase activity. Gene Ontology annotation, cellular component: membrane. The coding region runs from base 583 to 1086 and encodes 167 amino acids. NCBI's taxonomy places the organism in Eukaryota, Viridiplantae, Streptophyta, Magnoliopsida, Lamiales, Oleaceae.
UGUGUACUCAUUUAAAAACUGUACUGCACUUCUGAUAACCCAAUGCUGAAAGAAUUGCCAAAUAUUAUAUCGCUUUCUGAUGUGUCUGAAUUUUCUGGUAGAGAUCUAGUGGUUGUUAUUAAGGGCAUAUGCGUGCAGCAUUGUGGUUAAUAGAUGACUUGCGAUCACGAAUCUCGGUACCGUAAACAAGAUUGGGACAUCUCUUGUAAACACUGAUAAGAUUGUCUUAAGAACCUCUUGUGUUUAGGAAGUAUCAUGUUAGGAAAUGAUUAGAAAUUUAGUACUUCAAAGAUGAAGAGAAUAGCAGGGAAGAUAGUUUCCUUAGGCAGUAAUCUCGUGUGUGAGUGAUCUUAAUUUCGAAUUAGGCUUCUUUGUGAAGAAUGAAGACAAAAUAUUUCAAUUUUCGAAUCUAGAGAAACUUAACGGAAAUUUAAUUUCUGAAAUCUGUUUUGGAAGUUAAGAGAAUUCUUAGUGAGGAAAAUAUUUAUUUUGAAAGAAAAUUUUGUUUAUCCCUUAAAUAUCUAAACUCAUAGUACGCUUAUUCAUUUUAAUCAACUUUCUUUUCUUUUAGGAUCUGCUUGGAUGGCACUCUCUCGACCUUUCAUUGACUAUUGUAUAUGGGGUUGGGACAACUUACCGCGAACUGUCCUUAUGUACUAUGCAAACUUUAUUUCCUCUCCCGAAGGCUAUUUCCAUACUGUAAUCUGUAAUGCUCCAGAGUUUCAGAAUACCACGGUGAACAGUGAUCUACAUUUCAUAUCCUGGGACAAUCCGCCAAAGCAGCAUCCUCACUACCUAAAUGUUGAUGACAUGAAAAGGAUGGUCGACAGUAAUGCUCCAUUUGCAAGAAAGUUUCACCAUGAUGACCCAGUGCUAGAAAGAAUCGAUUCUGAGCUCUUGUUUCGGGGCAAAGACAUGCUUGUUCCUGGUGGAUGGUGCACAGGUAACCGGGAAAAUGGAACCGAUCCAUGCUCAACUGUGGGUGAUAUCACACUCCUCAGGCCUACUGCAGGUGCAAAGAGGCUAGAAAAUCUGAUCAGCUAUCUUUUAUCGAAUGAGAAUUUCCGACCAAGACAGUGCAAAUAGCAAAACCUAUUUUAGGAGGCUGAUUGUUUAUGAUAGCGGCAAAAAGUUGAACAACCAGGUAUUCAUUUCCUUUUCUGUUAGAGAAAGACUGCUCAGGGCUUGCUUGAUCCCUGUGUGUUACAGAGUUUCUACUCAAAUUUGUAUUCUGUGGGAAGAGGUUACAGAUUGCAGGAGACUUUGCAUAAGUUCUGAUCUUGAUAGUAGAAUUAUAACCAUUUUUCCUUGUAAUUAUCCGGGCCUACUAUUUCCACUCAAUGGAGCACUUCACCGAGGUGAAUUUCAUGAAAGUGAACGCAGACGAGUUUUUGUCGUUACUUUGUGUAUCAAAUUAUCCUGGAAUUUCUUUCUUUCAAUUCAUUAAUGCAAGACAAAGUGAUUUAGAGAUA